Mus musculus (house mouse) is the source of this 2613-nucleotide messenger RNA. It is a transcript of the gene Acot8, whose product is annotated as acyl-CoA thioesterase 8. Lineage: Eukaryota; Metazoa; Chordata; Mammalia; Rodentia; Muridae. Gene Ontology annotation, cellular component: peroxisomal matrix. Gene Ontology annotation, molecular function: acetoacetyl-CoA hydrolase activity; long-chain fatty acyl-CoA hydrolase activity; short-chain fatty acyl-CoA hydrolase activity. The transcript is spliced from 5 exons. The coding region runs from base 1785 to 2489 and encodes 234 amino acids. The record is from RefSeq and is a predicted model, not a curated record. Gene Ontology annotation, biological process: dicarboxylic acid catabolic process; peroxisome fission; fatty acid metabolic process.
AGGAAGGCAUUACUGGGUACCUACCUCCCAGCGGCUCUUUGGGGGUCAAAUUAUGGGCCAGGCCCUGGUGGCUGCAGCCAAGUCUGUGAGUGAAGACGUCCAUGUCCACUCCCUGCACUGCUACUUUGUCCGGGCAGGUAAACCCCGCACCCUGGCGCCUUGCUUGCAGCCACACUUGGUAGCCCAGUGGUUACUUCUUCUUUCCUGGCUUUGAAGGCUAACUCAAGGGUAGGAGGAGAGUUAGCGAGGAGGAUGAAGAAGGGAGAGAGAGAUGAUUCCCUGAAAGGUACCUGAGGGGCAGAGCAUGCAGCUUAGUACUAGCACACUUGGCUAGCACCAGGAGGGGUCUGUGUUCUAUCUCAGGGACCAGAACAAGCAGGGAGGGAGCCCAUCACUUGGCUUAGGUCUGCAACCUCAACAGUUUGGGAGGCUGAGACAGGCUCUGGAAACAACCUGCAUCCAUAUCACACUCACUGAGACUCAUUAAGUGCAUAUUCUGUUUCUUUUUAAAACUCUUUUAAAAAAUUAUUUAUUUUAUAUUAUGUGAAUACACUGUAGCUGUCUUCAGACACUCCAGAAGAGGGCGUCAGAUCCCAUUACAGAUGGUUGUGAGCCACCACGUGGUUGCCGAGAUUUGAACUCAGGACCUCUGGAGUAGCAGUCUGUGCUCUUACCCACUGAGCCAUCUUUCCAGCUCCAUAUUCUGUUGAAUGACGUGGACCAAUGCUUCUCUGCUCUCAGUGGGUCUUCCCUGGAGCUUUCUUGGUUGAUUUGAUUUUGAGAUAGGGUCUCAUUGUGUAGGCCUGGCUGGCCUCAGCCUUUAUGACCUCAGGCCGGGCUCUGUUCUUUCUUCAUUCUUUCUGCCUGCCUCUGCCUCCCAAGAGCUGGGAUUAAGGGCUUUUGCCACCAUACCCAACCUUCCUUCGUUUAUAAAAAAUAUGUAUAUGUAUGUAUGUAUUUGCUUAUUUUUGAGAGAUAGAUGUGUAUAUGUCUAUGCCUAAAUGAGUUCCACGCUGCUCUCCUGCUGUCUGAAGAGGCAGUGGGUACGCAGGAGUUUGGAGUUACUAGGCCUUGUGAGCCACCCUGUAGGCAGUAGGAACCAAACAGGUCCUCUGCAAGAGCAGACAGUGCUCUGAGCUCACGAGCGCCUCACUGUCCUUGCUUAUGUUGUUUUGAGACAGGGUCUCACUAUUUAGCCUGGCUGGCCUGAAACUCACCAUUCAAACCAGGGUGGCCUCGAAUUCACAGCGCUCUGCCUGCCUCUGGCUCCUGAGUGUUUUGGAGUAAGGGCCUGCACCUCCAUACCUGGCUCUCUUCAUUCUUUAUUCUCUUCUAGUGUCAAGACUGCUAAGUCUUCAUAGGGCUGUAAACUGCUAUUGGGAUAGAAGGUGGGAGGUUUGGAAAUUCAGUUUCAGCUUUAUAGUAAUUAGCACAGUAAUCUUGAAUGAGGUUACCUUCUUUGGCUAAGAUUGAGCUCAUCUGUGAAACAGAGGGGAGGUGGGACCAGAGAUGUUUCAAUAGGAUCUCUUAGACUCUUUAAGCUCUGUGCUCAGAUACGGGGGACUUCUCAUUGAAAACCCUUGGUCUGGGCUGGCGAUGUAGUUCAGCACUUGCAUGCUGCUUGCAGAGUGGUGGCCUCAUGUGUCCCUUGCUGGCCUCAGGCUUGCUGUGUAGCCAUGGAUGUCUCUAACUAAUGUUCUGAUCUUCUUGCCUGCAGCUCCUUGGUGCUGGGAUUAUAGGUACCACCAAACCUUUGCUGCUCUGUAGAACCCAGGAUUUCCUUCAUGUUAGGGGACCCGAAAGUGCCAGUGCUGUACCACGUAGAGAGGAUACGGACAGGAGCCAGCUUCUCAGUGCGCGCCGUGAAGGCUGUGCAGCAUGGCAAGGCCAUCUUCAUCUGCCAGGCCUCCUUCCAGCAGAUGCAGCCCAGCCCGCUGCAGCACCAGUUCUCCAUGCCCUCCGUGCCCCCGCCAGAAGACCUGCUGGAUCACGAGGCCCUCAUUGACCAGUACUUAAGGGACCCUAACCUUCACAAGAAGUAUCGAGUGGGGCUGAACCGAGUUGCUGCCCAGGAGGUACCUAUUGAGAUCAAGGUGGUGAACCCACCCACCCUGACCCAGCUGCAGGCACUGGAGCCCAAACAGAUGUUCUGGGUGCGUGCCCGGGGCUACAUUGGGGAAGGUGACAUCAAGAUGCAUUGCUGUGUGGCUGCUUAUAUCUCUGACUACGCCUUCCUGGGUACAGCACUGCUGCCCCACCAGUCCAAGUAUAAGGUGAACUUCAUGGCGUCACUGGAUCACUCCAUGUGGUUUCAUGCCCCAUUCCGAGCCGACCACUGGAUGCUGUACGAGUGUGAGAGCCCCUGGGCUGGUGGCUCUCGAGGGCUGGUGCAUGGGCGGCUGUGGCGUCGGGAUGGGGUCCUUGCUGUGACCUGUGCCCAGGAGGGUGUGAUCCGAUUGAAGCCUCAGGUGUCAGAGAGUAAGCUAUAGUGAAAGAUGCCUGGCUCGGCCUGGGGCUAAAAGGACUUUGCACUGCCAUUUCUGAGGCAGGAGUCACAGUUGAGAGCUGGGCUUCCUGCCUCUUACAUACAAUAAAGAGAUUGCUAACACUGGA